Messenger RNA from Coregonus clupeaformis (lake whitefish), 5058 nucleotides. Its product is annotated as receptor-type tyrosine-protein phosphatase mu-like. NCBI's taxonomy places the organism in Eukaryota, Metazoa, Chordata, Actinopteri, Salmoniformes, Salmonidae. Gene Ontology annotation, biological process: protein dephosphorylation. The record is from RefSeq and is a predicted model, not a curated record. Gene Ontology annotation, molecular function: protein binding; protein tyrosine phosphatase activity. The transcript has 37 exons. Gene Ontology annotation, cellular component: membrane. Bases 259 to 4866 code for a protein of 1535 amino acids.
GAGCGCGCUGAACGGAAAGCACUCUAUCCUCCCCGUGUAAUACCGGAGUCUCUAGAUUCCUCCCCGCGCGAAGUCAGUUGUAAGUCGAAGACGGAGCAGCGGAACCGAGGAAGAAGGGAGAAAAUACACAUCCUCCGUUGGUUAGAUGUGAAGGAUAGGGAGGCAGAAAUUGAACUUGUGACAGACAGGACAAUAGUUUCUCUCUUUCUCAAGUUAACCCUGCUGCCGGGGGUUAACACUACGGCUCUCCGUUUCGACAUGGAUAAAGUUAUACACUGUCUCAUGGCUGCUAUCAGCCUCCUUGUGACGAUACGAGGAGAAGUCUAUAAAGGUGAUUGUGACUUUGAGAAGCCGUUUGAAACCUGUGGGUACAGCCAGGGGAGAGAGGAUGAUCUAGAUUGGGAACAGAUCAACACCAGAGAGAAGCCCUCAGCAGACCCAUGGAUGCCAACAGAUUCAGCCUUCAUGAUGGUCAACACGUCGGGGCGUUUCGCUGGUCAGAAGGCCCUCCUCCUGACCCCUCAGCUGAAGGAGAACGACACCCACUGCGUCAUCUUCCAGUACUUCCUGUCAGGGCGCGAGGGGGCGGGGCCGGGGCAGCUCAACGUGUACAUCAGAGAGAACAACAGUCCCAUGGGCAUGCCCGUCUGGAACGUGUCUGGACCGGCUACUAGAGCUUGGGGACAGGUAGAACUGGCCAUCUCUACCUACUGGCCCAACUUCUAUCAGAUGGUGUUUGAAGUGGUGACCUCCGGCCAUCGCGGCCUGCUGGCCAUCAAAGACGUGGUGCUCCAGGGCCACCAGUGCAUGAACACCCCUCACUUCCUGACCAUAAAGGGUGUAGAGGUCAACGCUGGACAGACGGCCGCCUUCCACUGUACUGUCAACGGACGACAGAGGGACAACUUCAACCUCUGGUUACAGGGUCUUGGUGGACGCGAGGCCCCUAUGAAGUCUACUAAGCCGUGGAACAACCGACGCUUCAUUGGGACCUUCGACGUGGAGAACACCACUAAGGGAGACUCUGGACGCUACCGAUGUAUUGUCCAUUCUGACAAUGGAGUCGGGGUGUCCAACUAUGGAGAACUCACCAUAAAACAGCCCCCGGUGCCCAUCGCUCCCCCCCAGCUAACGGCUGUCGGCGCCACCUACCUGUGGAUCCAGCUCAACGCCAACUCCAUCAACGGAGACGGGCCAAUCAUCGACCGAGAGGUGGAGUACCGCACCAUGUCAGGGACCAUGUAUGACCUGCAGCCAGUGGACAAGACCACCCAUAAGAUUGGCCACCUGACCCCAGACACAGACUAUGAGAUCAGUGUGCUGUUGACCAGACCCCUGGAUGGAGGGACUGGGGCCCCGGGGCCUCCUCUCAGGGCCAGGACCAAGUGUGCUGAGCCCAUCCACAGCCCCAGGCGUCUAGAGGUAGUUGACGUCCAAUCUAAACAAGUCACCAUUCGCUGGGAGCCGUUUGGCUACAACGUGACGCGUUGCCAUAGCUACAACCUGACGGUGCAGUACCGCUCCCGUGUGGCGGGGAAGAAUGAGACCCGCGAGGAGGUGUGUUACGACACCCUGGGUCGCGACCCCCAGCACACCAUCCACAACCUGACCCCUUACACCAACCUGUCAGUCAAACUGGUCCUCAAGAACCCAGAGGGGGUGAAAGAGAGCCCAGAGAUGGCGCUACAGACAGACGAGGACGUACCUGGAGCUGUCCCUCUGGAGUCCAUCCAGGGCAGUGCUUACGAAGAGAAGAUGAUCCUCAAGUGGAGAGAACCAGCCCAGACCUACGGAAUCAUCACUCAGUAUGAGAUCUCCUUCAAGGCAGUGAGCUCCUUUGAUCCGGAGCUGGAUCUGUCCAACCAGAGUGGGAAGGUCCUGAAACACGCCAACGAGACCAGCCACAUCUUCCUGGGGCUCUACCCAGGAUCCACCUACUCCUUCACCCUCAGAGCCUCCACCGCCAAGGGCUACGGACCCCCAGUCAUCACGCAGUUCACCACCAAGAUAUCAGCUCCCUCCAUGCCAGCCUAUGACCAGGAGACAUCUCUGAACCAGACAGACAGCACAGUGACUGUCCUGCUGAAACCUGCAAAGAGCAGAGGAGCGCCUGUGAGUGUGUACCAGGUGGUGGUAGAAGAGGAGAGGCCUCGGAGGGCGAGGAGGGGUGCGGCUGAGAUCCUCCGCUGUUACCCUGUCCCCAUCCACUUCCAGAACUCCACGGUCCUAAACUCCCAGUACUACUUCACAGCUGAGUUCCCGGCUGUGGGACUACAGGCUCCUCAACCCUUCACUGUGGGAGACAACAAGACAUACAGUGGAUACUGGAACGUCCCCCUACUGCCCCAGAAGAGCUACAGCAUCUACUACCAGGCUGUCAGCACGGCUAACGGGGAGACCAAGAUUGACUGUGUCCGAGUCGCCACCAAAGCUGCCAUACUGGUGACCCAGCUCACUACUCCGUACAUCCGCAUCGCACCAGCGGCUGGUGACGACCAACUAACAGGAGCUGCCACCCAUAAGCCAGACGCGGUGGAGCCAGAGAAACAGACAGACCACACAGUGAAGAUAGCCGGAGUCAUCGCUGGCAUCCUCCUCUUCAUCAUCAUCUUCCUCGGAGUCAUCCUCCUCCUGAAGAAAAGAAGAACCUAUCAAUCCUACACUUACUACCUGAAGCUGGCUAAGAAGCGUAAGGAGACGUUGAGCAGUACUCGGCAGGAGAUGACAGUGAUGGUGAACUCCAUGGAUAAGAGUUAUACGGAGCAGGGGACAAACUGUGACGAGGCCUUGUCCUUCAUGGACACACACAGUCACACCCUCAAUACUAGGAGCGAGUGCACCCUCGCCCUCAAUGGCCGCAGCGAGUGCACCCUCGCCCUCAAUGGCCGGACUGCGUCGUCCCCGUCCUCCUUCACCCUGAACAAGACUAAUACUCUCAGUUCAACUCUCCCCAAAUCCUACUACCCAGAUCCCUUUGUGCCAACUGCUAUCUUAGUGCCCAUAAAUGACGACAGCCAGACGAUGGGCGGUAGCUUCAGUGACACCAGUAGCCUGGUCCAGUCUCACAGCCACUCCCUAAGGAAGAGAGAGGGGCCGGUAGACGUACCUUACCAGACAGGCCAGCUCCACCCUGCUAUCAGAGUGGCCGACCUGCUGCAGCACAUCACCCAGAUGAAGUGUGCGGAGGGAUACGGCUUCAAGGAGGAGUACGAGAUCAACGAGAGCUUCUUUGAGGGACAGUCCGCUCCAUGGGACUCCGCUAAGAAAGAUGAGAACCGCAUGAAGAACCGAUAUGGGAACAUCAUUGCAUAUGAUCACUCCCGAGUCAGACUUCAGCCCCUGGAGGGAGAGCAGAACUCUGAUUACAUUAAUGCAAAUUACGUUGAUGGCUACCACAGGCCGAACCAUUACAUCGCUACCCAAGGUCCCAUGCAGGAGACGGUGUUUGACUUCUGGGGGAUGGUGUGGCAGGAGAACACUGCUGCUAUCGUCAUGGUCACCAACCUGGUGGAAGUGGGCAGGGUGAAGUGCUGUAAGUACUGGCCAGACGACACAGAGAUCUACAGAGACAUCAAGGUGACUCUCAUAGAGACACUGCUACUUUCAGAAUACGUCAUACGGACCUUCGCUGUCGAGAAGCGAGGAGCCCAUGAGAUCCGUGAGAUCCGUCAGUUCCACUUCACAGGGUGGCCGGACCACGGGGUCCCCUACCAUGCGACUGGCCUCCUGGGCUUCGUACGUAGGGUCAAGGCCAAGACACUCAACAACGCUGGACCCAUGGUCAUCCACUGCAGUGCUGGGGCGGGCCGAACAGGAUGUUUCAUAGUGAUUGACAUCAUGCUGGACAUGGCAGAGAGAGAGGGUGUGGUGGACAUCUAUAACUGUGUCAGAGAGCUGCGCUCCAGGAGGGUCAACAUGGUGCAGACAGAGGAGCAGUAUGUCUUCAUCCACGACGCCAUCUUGGAGGCGUGUCUUUGUGGUGACACCACCAUUCCAGCCAAUCAGCUCCGCUCAGUCUACUAUGAAAUGAACCGAUUGGACCCCCAGACCAACUCCUCCCAGAUCAAAGAGGAGUUCAGGACUCUAAACAUGGUAACUCCUGCGUUGCGUGUGGAGGACUGCAGUAUCGCCCUGCUCCCCAGGAACCAUGAGAAGAACCGCUGUAUGGACGUCCUUCCUCCUGACCGCUGUCUGCCGUUCCUCAUCACCAUCGACGGAGAGAGCUCCAACUACAUCAACGCUGCUCUGAUGGACAGUUAUAAACAGCCGUCAGCGUUCAUCGUGACCCAGCAUCCUCUGCCCAACACAGUGAAGGAUUUCUGGAGGCUGGUGUUGGACUACCACUGUACCUCCAUAGUGAUGCUCAAUGAUGUCGACCCAGCACAGCUGUGUCCUCAGUACUGGCCAGAGAACGGGGUGCAUCGCCACGGGCCAAUUCAGGUGGAGUUUGUCUCAGCUGACCUGGAGGAGGACAUUAUCAGUAGAAUAUUCAGGAUCUACAACGCAGCACGGCCUCAGGAUGGGUACCGUAUGGUUCAGCAGUUCCAGUUUCUGGGUUGGCCCAUGUACCGAGACACGCCCAUGUCCAAACGCUCCUUCCUCAAGCUCAUCAGACAGGUGGACAAAUGGCAGGAGGAGUACGAUGGAGGAGAGGGACGCACUGUGGUGCACUGUCUUAACGGAGGAGGUCGCAGUGGGACGUUCUGUGCCAUCAGCAUCGUGUGUGAGAUGUUACAGCAUCAACGUUCUGUAGACGUGUUCCACGCCGUCAAAACACUGAGGAACAACAAACCCAACAUGGUCGACCUACUGGAUCAGUACAAGUUCUGCUAUGAAGUGGCUCUGGAGUACUUGAACUCUGGAUAAACAACAGUCUCAGCCUGGAGAAAGAACUAUGGAAGAGACGGAAGGGUUUUGGGACUUUAUAAAAAUAAAAAAGACUGCAGCACAGACCGACCUGUGUUUUCAUGAUCGAACAACUGGAGCACACAUCGACACACACCCACACACACACACACACACACCAACACACACCCACACACACACACACACACACAU